CCAUCAAACCCUAAUAUGCACCAAGAAAGUUCCUACUUUUCAAACCCUAAAAAUUCCCUUCUAUCUGCACAAAAUCAAAACUCACCAUGUCUCUUGAUAAGGCGGUUGAAAGGGGAAAGGACACAUCGUUGCCCCCUAUGUCGACGGCACUUGUGGCCGAGACCAACGGGAAUGGCAACGGAACUGGAGCAGCGCCGUCUAACGCCAGCUACCGUCUCCGAUUGAACCCUAAUCAAGACCACAAGGCGGAAAACUAUGACGAUCUAGGUUUGGAGUUCACUCCCCUGCUUUUCAGUUCUCUGGAGCGAUACUUGCCGCCAAACCUCUUGAAUGUUUCUCGAGACACAAAGUAUAAAUACAUGAGGGACAUCCUGCGUCGUUAUUCGACUGAAGGAGAGCGUACUCGAGACCAGAAGCACAGAGAGUAUAGGCAAAAGAUCAUAUCCAAUUAUCAGCCUCUGUACAGAGAACUAUACACAUUGAAUCCUUCAACCUUUUUUGUCCAAUCAUUUUCAAAGGCAUUCAGUGCCAAUGAUAAGAACAGAGAUGAAAGUAUCAGAAGCAUAAUGUCUGAACCUGCUCCAGGAAUCUAUACAUUCGAUAUGCUUCAGCCACGUUUCUGUGAUAUGUUGCUAAAUGAGGUAGAAAAUUUUGAAAAAUGGGUCCAUGAAACAAAAUUCAGAAUCAUGCGACCAAAUACCAUGAACAAGUAUGGCGCUGUUCUUGAUGACUUUGGCAUGGAAUCCAUGCUUGAGAAGCUGAUGGAAGACUUCAUACGCCAUAUCUCAAAAAUUUUCUUCCUUGAUGUUGGAGGGUAUUCUCUUGAUUCCCAUCAUGGAUUUGUGGUUGAAUAUGGAAUGGAUAGAGAUGUUGAACUGGGUUUCCAUGUGGAUGACUCUGAGGUGACUUUGAAUGUGUGUUUGGGAAAGCACUUUACUGGUGGGGAGUUGUUUUUUAGAGGCGUUCGAUGUGAGAAACAUGUGAAUACUGAAACGCAUCCCGAGGAAAUUUAUGAUCAUGCGCAUUUGCCUGGACGUGCGAUUAUUCAUCGUGGGCGCCAUCGACAUGGUGCUAGAGCCACCACGUCUGGCCAUAGACUUAAUUUACUACUGUGGUGCAGAAGUUCUGUGUUUAGGGAGCUGAAGAAACAUCAAAAGGAGUUUGUGAACUGGUGUGGGGAGUGCAAAAGGGAGAAGCAAGCAAGGCUUCAGCAGUCUGUGACUGCAAAGAAAAUGGAGUUGCUUGUGGGUCAAACAGAUGGUGCUGUUUUCAAUCUUCGUUAGAAGAAGAAGAAGAAGAAGAAGAAGAAGAAGAUGAUGAUGAAUGUGGUUUGUUUUUGGGUUGUUGUAAAUUCAGGUUUCUUUCUCAAUUGGACCACAAUUCUGCUGUUUGGGAUUUUGAUCUAAAAUGGUGGAAUGUUGUUUAUUAGACUUUUAGACAGAUUAUAUGCUUCUUGUUGUCAUGGAUUGUUGUUGGUUAGAACAUGAAAUGUAUGUUUUGUGC
Lactuca virosa is the source of this 1503-nucleotide messenger RNA. The record is from the annotation of a GenBank genome assembly. NCBI's taxonomy places the organism in Eukaryota, Viridiplantae, Streptophyta, Magnoliopsida, Asterales, Asteraceae.